UAAUUAAACAUUGGCAAAUGUCUUUACUGCACAUUGCGUUUCACCUAUGAUUUCUAUGGAUUUGUGUUAUUACUGUUCGUCACACACGACUUGAGAUCCAAUUUGUUUUGGUUCUCUUUAUAUAUGCUUUGUCUUUACUAAGCGAACGGUAGUUGUGUAUGUGAUUGCGUAGCUGGUUACUUCACAGAAGCAAUGAUAAACGAUAGACGAGUAUUUUUGUAUAAGAGAGCCAUACACAUAAGUUACAUUUAGAUAAAGGACAGCCAUUGGUUCUGCUGUACCACUUAGUGCUUGUACAGCAAAAAGCGUCAGAGUGUAAUUGCUAUAAUGCACAUAUAAUAUAGAGUAUAGACAAAGGAAAGUCAUGUCAUUAGUACUGAUGUAUAACUUUAUGCUUGUACCACGAAAACCGUCAGAGUGAUUGCUAUAAGUUACAUAUAGACAAUGGAAAGUCAUAGGUACUGCUGUACAAUUUUAUGCUUUUACAACAAAAUGCGUCGGAGUGAUUACUUUAUUGCUAUACCUAUUUAGGGGAAAUCAGCACUCAUGAAUUCUUUCGAUGUUAUAGUCAUUGGUGCUGGUGUAAUAGGAUCUUGUACAGCCUACCAGCUUGCUAAGUUGGACGUUAAAACGUUAAUGAUUGAACAGUUUCCUCUGCCACACACAAGGGGAAGCUCAUGCGGUCAAACAAGGAUGACCCAACGUUCUGAUCGUAAUCCAUAUAGGUCAGAUCUUGUGCCUGAAUCAAUUGCAUUUUGGAAAAGUCUUGAAAAAGAUUAUGGCACGCCUUUGUUAAUAAAAACUGGGCAUUUAGGCAUUUCUGUAUCAGAGGAAUCAAACUAUGCUCUUGAACCGAUCAAAGUACAUAUGAGAAAGUCGAACGUGGAUUACACCGAGAUGCGUGGUCAGGAUAUCGGGAACUCAUUUCCCGGACUUGAUUUUGACUCUCAGUUUGGAGCGUAUUACGUACCAAACGGUUUCAUCUUAAAAGCCACAAAAUGCCUCCAUGCUUUACAGAGUGGGUUCGUGAAACAUGGUGGAACGCUUCAAGAAAAUGAGAAAGUAAUUGAAGUUAAACAUUUAUCAGCGAACAGUGUAAGCAUGCGAACGGAUUCUCAUAAAGUAUAUUACGCCAAGAGUGUUGUUCUUGCUUGUGGACCUUGGAUAAACAAAGUGUUGCGACCAUUGGACAUAGAACUCGAUUUGCAAUCUGUUCGCGUCACCACAUACUAUUGGAGAGAAAAAGAACUUGGGAAGUAUUCCAUUCAUAAUAACUUUCCAACAAUAGUACUUUAUUUUGGAGUCUUUCACGUCUAUUCAACACCUUCCUACGAGUACCCGGGACUUAUAAAGAUAUGCUACCAUUAUCGAGCACCUGUAGACCCAGACGCACCGGAUUUACUAGACAUGGAAAGCGAGAAAGCGGAGGUGGAGCAAUUGGAAACUCUCAAACAAAUAAUUUCCAAGCAUUUUCCACAGCUGGAGUCCGUUCCAGUACUGAGCGAAAAUGCGUUACAGACGGUGACGCCAACUUCGGAUUUUAUCAUAGACAAGUUACCGGGUUUUCCGAAUAUUGUAAUCGGCGCUGGUUUUUCUGGGACGGGAUUCGGACCUGCACCUGCCAUCGGUAGGGCAUUGAGUAAAUUGGCAACUUUCCAGGAUCCUGGUCAAGAUAUGAAAACGUUUGCAUUAGGCUCGAGGCUCAUUUACACAAAAUCAUCUUUAUAAUUUUAAAUUGUUGUGUAUUAAUCAGGAUAAAACCAUUUAUUCGCUUAAAUGUAUUUGCGAAAAUAUCGUAUUUAUAUGACUGUGUCGACUAUAUUUUUCGAUGGUUUAAAAUUAAAUAUUGGCACAUCAAAAACGUAUUUGUUCGUGCAA
This is a messenger RNA of Ciona intestinalis (vase tunicate), 1878 nucleotides long. Lineage: Eukaryota; Metazoa; Chordata; Ascidiacea; Phlebobranchia; Cionidae. The record is from RefSeq and is a predicted model, not a curated record.